This is a messenger RNA of Anolis carolinensis (green anole), 1597 nucleotides long. RefSeq names its product cathepsin Z. Gene Ontology annotation, cellular component: lysosome. Lineage: Eukaryota; Metazoa; Chordata; Lepidosauria; Squamata; Anolidae. Bases 256 to 1185 code for a protein of 309 amino acids. The transcript is spliced from 8 exons. The record is from RefSeq and is a predicted model, not a curated record. Gene Ontology annotation, molecular function: cysteine-type endopeptidase activity.
UGAAGUUGUCAGGUCGAAAGAGUGGACCUAUUUUGCUCGACCGCACACUGUCCAUCGUUCCAGGCUCCAGGUCUACUAGGACGGCACGGGGAACAUACUUAUUGGCUGCAGCAACAGGGAAACAGGCUGGACAAUACAGAAAAGGAAGGAACCCUCUGACCAGCUGCAUUUCAUAGUAGCCAGGGCAAAGAAAACGACAAAAGAAGGUCUGUUGGAGCCGUGUGCAUCCUACUUUUGCUGGGACUGUCACAAGAGAUGGGAGCCAUGCCCGUAAAUGCCCACUUGCCCUUCUUUAUCCUGGCGCUACUGCUGUGUGCCUAUGUCUGCCAUUCUCCUGUAUCAGCUGCUACUGUCCAUUUCAAGGAAGGGGAAAGUUGCUACAAACCAAUGCCACACAGGAUUCAAGGAGUCAGAACUUACCCUCGUCCACAUGAAUACCUGAAGAUGUCAGAAAUCCCCAAGAGGUGGGACUGGCGAAACGUGAAUGGCGUCAAUUACGCAAGUCCUACUCGCAACCAGGGCGUCCCACAGUUCUGUGGAUCUUGCUGGGCUCACGGCACCACCAGCGCCCUGGCCGACCGCAUCAACAUCAAGAGAAAAGGGGCCUGGCCCUCUGCUUUUCUCUCUGUUCAGCAUGUUGUGGAUUGUUCUGGUGCUGGGUCUUGCAAGGGUGGAUAUGAUUAUUACGUGUGGUUUUAUGCCCAUAACCAUGGCAUCCCGGAUGAGACAUGCAGCAAUUAUGUAGCUGAGGAUCAAGAGUGCAAGGAGUUUACACAGUGUGGGACAUGUGUUAUUUUCGACAAAUGUUAUGUAGUAAAGAACUAUACCCUCUGGAAAGUGGGAGAUUAUGGAUCUAUCAGAGGGCGAGAAGAUAUGAUGAGAGAAAUCUAUGCAAAUGGACCAAUCAGCUGUACAAUUAUGCAGACUCCAAAGCUGGAUGAAUACACAGGAGGCAUUUUUACUGAAUACAAUGAGACAGCAAUGGCAAACCACGUUGUCAGUGUUUCUGGCUGGGGAGUAGAAAACGGAAUCGAAUAUUGGAUUGUCCGCAACUCUUGGGGCGAGCCCUGGGGGGAACGCGGCUGGUUUAGAAUUGUGACGAGUGCAUAUAAAAAUGGAAAAGGCAAUAACUUCAACUUGGGUGUGGAAGAAGACUGCAGUUAUGGAGACCCCAUCAUACCUUGAACCUGCAUUUGAGCUGUUUUUGCACGCAUGUCUUCUGAAAGAAAUCCAAUAUAAUGUUUUUUUCUUUCCUUAAAAAAGUAAGAUUAGCUUUUCAGCUGUGCAAAAUAGCAAUACUAUAAUAGUCUAGAGACAUAUGUUUGUUUGUUUAUCUUUUCUAUUCAAACCUGCACAUAACAUUCACUCAAAGGAGCGGGAAGGGGCAGAGAGGGAGGGAGUCUGUAUCCUGUGUGGCAUCUCAUGCAAAGUUCUGUUUAUAUUGGGUUAUAUCUCAUUUUUGGGAAGAGUUUGAGAGCUUAAAAAUGAAAGAGGGAUGAAGUACAACAGUAUUUACUAAAUUACCUCCAGUGUAAUCUUAUCUCCACCCCAAAUCUUUUUCCUAUAUGCUUUCCAAAUAUAGCUCUUUUGCAUUUCA